ACAACUACUCGGAGAGUUUGUGUGAGAAUGUGAUCCGAGAGAUGCGGCGGUGCUGUGAAGCUCAGGCCGGGAAAUCCAUCUGCUGCUCCGGGUUUAGGGAGUCCAAACCAACGGGGAACAAGAGCAACGCAUAAAAACAUCUCAAUCAAAUGAUGUCCAGGAUAGAUUACAGCGUGUGGGAUCACAUUGAGGUCUCGGACGAUGAAGAUGAUACCCACCCAAACAUUGACACACCCAGCCUCUUCAGAUGGAGACACCAGGCACGUGUGGAUCGAAUGGAAGAGUUCCAGAAAAAAGGAGAAGACAUCAACAAGAGCCUGAAAGAAUGUCGGCGCAAGCUGACUGAGACGCAAAAGAAACUGCAAGAGCUAAAUGUGUCGGGUGAGGCCAAAGCAGAGCUGAGCAAAGUCCAGGCUGAGGAGAAGAAAUUGAAAAAGGAGGAGAGAGAUUGGGAGAGGAAGUUGGAUGAAUACAACAGAGAGGAGAAGAAGAUGCCGUGGAACGUGGACACACUCAGCAGAGAUGGUUUCAGCAAGAGCAUUGUUAACGUCAAACCAGACCCUUCUGAAGAGACAGAAGAGGAGAAGGAGCAAAAACAUAAAACUUUUGUGGAGAAGAACGAAAAGCAGCUCAAACAUUUUGGCAUGCUGCGACGCUGGGAUGACAGCCAGAAGUACCUCUCUGACAAUCCUCAUCUUGUAUGUGAAGAAACUGCCAACUACCUUGUCAUCAUGUGUAUUGACCUUGAAGUUGAGGAGAAACAUGCUCUGAUGGAACAGGUGGCUCAUCAGACCAUCGUUAUGCAGUUCAUUCUUGAGUUGGCCAAAAGCCUCAAACUGGACCCCCGUGGUUGCUUUCGCCAGUUUUUUGCAAAGAUCAAGACAGCAGACCAGCAGUACCAGGAUGCUUUCAACGAUGAGCUGGAGUCAUUCAAGGAGCGAGUCCGUGGAAGAGCAAAGAUCCGCAUCGAAAAGGCCAUUAAAGAGUAUGAAGAAGAAGAACGACAGAAACGCAUGGGUCCUGGGGGACUAGACCCCGCGGAGGUGUACGAGUCCCUUCCACCUGAGAUGCAGAAAUGUUUUGAUGAGAAGGACAUCCAGAUGCUACAGGAUGUUAUUAGCAAAAUGGACCCGACGGAGGCAAAGCUUCACAUGAAGAGAUGCAUUGACUCAGGACUCUGGGUCCCAAAUGCUAAAGAAGCUGCUGGGGUUGAGAAAGAGGAAGAAGCCACUUAUGAAGAGGUGAAACAGGAGCAGGGAGAAGAUAAGACAGAGUGACAAGGAAACCCUUCUGGCUUACCCACUGUAUGGUUAACAGCUUUUUAUGUAUGAUUAGUUAGCUAAUGGGUGAAAUAACUUUCCUACACUGUUUAGUAAGAUCGAAGGGAAUGAUGUUGACAGCAGGUUUUCAGUUGCCUCAGUGGCCCCUGAAUCUGCUGCUUGUGUGUUUUGAACAUCUCUGAACAUCAUGUAUUUGUGUGAGUUUGUGUAGGUGUGUACGAACACACAUCUAUCUGACUGCUUUUUGUCUUCUCAGAUCUGGCUUCUCAUCUUUUUUUGUUUGUUUAUUUUUGAAAAUUCUAAAUUUUUAUUGAGUUCUAGAGAUUGCUAAAUGUUUAUUUUCUUUUUCUUUCUCUUAUGUCACAUUUUUACAGUCAAUGUUUGGGGCACACACUUUUCUGAUAAUUAGACCACAUCACCACCAAGAUCUAAACACAUUAAUAAGUACUUUUACUGGUGAGUGAGAAUGAUUCAUGCAGACUCUGUGACUAAUCUGAUGAGUAGGUGGUGGUUUAGACCUUUAGCGCCCCAGUCUUAAAACAUGAUGCUCGGUAUUAUUCACAGAGAGCCCUCAGGGCCCAACAGUCUUUUUAAAAUUCUACUUAAUAUGGCCUAAACUGAAAUGUAAUAUUCUCAGUGUUUAGUCGUUUCCAGAAUAAAUAGAAAGCUGAAAACAGCCCAGCACUGUGCUCUGUUGUGAUGGUUGGAGUUCACAUUUGCAUGUAGAAGCUGACAGUUGUGUGUAAUGGUUAGGACACACAGCCUUUACGUUUGACUUUAUUGUAAAUGAUUGAAUAAAAACUGCUCAUUGUAGAUAA
Molecule: messenger RNA, 2098 nt
Organism: Nothobranchius furzeri (turquoise killifish)
Lineage: Eukaryota; Metazoa; Chordata; Actinopteri; Cyprinodontiformes; Nothobranchiidae
Gene: cdc37
Product: cell division cycle 37 homolog (S. cerevisiae)
Biological process (GO): protein stabilization; protein folding
Cellular component (GO): cytoplasm
Molecular function (GO): protein kinase binding; heat shock protein binding; protein-folding chaperone binding
Source: RefSeq, a predicted model, not a curated record